Molecule: messenger RNA, 526 nt
Organism: Paramecium sonneborni
Lineage: Eukaryota; Ciliophora; Oligohymenophorea; Peniculida; Parameciidae
Source: the annotation of a GenBank genome assembly
AUUUAUUUAAUGAGUUAUCUAUAUUUUGGUACAUUGCCUUCUUCAGUACCUCCUGUGUUUGGUAUUUGAUAUUUAUAAUGUAGAUACAACUCCAUGUUUAAAGUAGAUGCAUGAUUAUGAAGACUGUGCUUUUGAGUAAAUCAAAUAUUAAUCAUUCAAAUAGAUCAAAUACUAAACAAAUGGAAAUCAUUCAUCCAAGUUGGCCAUCAAUGUGGCCUAGAAUGUUAACUGAUGGAAAAUCAAUUGUAAAUACUAAAUAUAUAAUCAUUAGGACUUUGGCCAUACUCCUAUGCAUCAAGAUAGUUCUACUCAUUAUACAUAGUUUUUAUUUAUUUAAUAAUACUAGUAUGCGUCCAUUAACUAAAAAAAUCAAGCAUUAUUUAUGGGAAUGUGAAGAAGAAAGGUUUGUCUAUAAGGCUUGCUUGAGAAAAUUAAUUAGCCUUAAAAGAACUGAUAAACACACUAGUUGGGAUACAGCAUCUGUUAGUAACUUAAGUUUAGUGUGAUUAAAACAAAUAAAUAUAAC